AUGGUUCAGCGGUGUACGGAGUACCACAGGUUUACUUUGGAGUCUGCAUUUUCUCUUUUUUUGGGUGGCCAAGGGCGGGUUUAUUCAUUUUUAUUAUGUCUAGCCGGCAUGCUAGCUUGGAUGGAGGGAUAUAUGGUGAUUAUAGGUUUUAUUGGAUAUAUUUCGAAUGGUCGGUCGGCAUUAUUAACAAAUAUUGAUCCAUUACUAUUUUGUUCGGUUCUACGUACAAUGUAUGUAUAUAACUCUCAAGUCUUUGUUCGCCACCUUACUACUGCUGCAGCGAAUAUCACAUUUGCCUAUUUGAUAGUUCAUAUAAGAGCCUUAACUUUUAUAAAAGCCAGAAGCGCUACAGGCAGACUAUCCGGACCCCCACCCCACCCAAAUAACCAGAUAUUGGCUGAUGGUAGCACUACCUGUAGAAACGGAAUCAGGUAUGAAUUCCCAGCUGCCUGGGAUUACACAAAACGCAUAGAACCCAGCGGAGAGGUUAGGCUGAAGAGGAACCUUAACCUAAUACUUUUCGCGUGCAGAUUACUCCUGGAAUAUGGCUGUCUGCCCCUGGUAUUGGAUCCUGGAAAUUUGAUCUUAAGCCUCUUGUUUAUCUUUUCUCAACCGUGCAUCGAUUUAAGCAUUGAUUGUGAUUAUGCUAUAUGGGGUGCCUGCAGGCCAUCUGACAGAAAUAGCAGCGCUCUGGCGAUACGUUCCACUGCAUCCAUCUUAUUUGACUGCAAUGGGAAUCAUCCUCCGACACCUCGGAAAAGAUCUCCUCCGCUUUGA
This is a messenger RNA of Microsporum canis CBS 113480, 777 nucleotides long. RefSeq lists its product as uncharacterized. The coding region runs from base 1 to 777 and encodes 258 amino acids. The record is from RefSeq and is a predicted model, not a curated record. The transcript is spliced from 6 exons. NCBI's taxonomy places the organism in Eukaryota, Fungi, Ascomycota, Eurotiomycetes, Onygenales, Arthrodermataceae.